ACCUUGGUCAUAGGGCAGGACAUUCUGAUUCUCAGUUAAAGAAGGGUAGUGCCACUUCCUUCUUUCUAAUUCACUUCCACGACCUGCUCUUCGAAAAAGAACUUUCUCAGAUGAGCUCCUCGGGGCUGCUGUGGAGCUGUGCUUCUCAAGAAUCAAAACCAGCCCUGUUACUCCUGAGAAGAGCCCUCGUCUGGCCUCAUCCCAGGGCAGGCCAGGCCUUCAUGCUUCUGUGGGUGUCAGUGCUGGUCCUGGCUCCUGUCAGUGGAAAAUCUGAAGCUGUGGCCAAACCCGUGAUUUCCCUCCAUCCUCCAUGGACCGUCGUCUUCACAGGAGAGACAGUGACCCUGACUUGUCACGUAUUGCACUUGCACGCUCCACAGAAAAUAAAACGGUUCCUUUGGUACCUCGAGGGGAGAAUGCUACGUGAAACCCCAGGAAACACCCUGGAGGUCCGUGACUCCGGACAGUACAGAUGCCAGACCCAGGACUCGCUCCCAAGUGACCACGUGAGCUUGACCUUUUCUUCAGCGAACCUGAUCCUGCAGGCUCCCCCCUUCGUGUUCGAAGGCGACUCUGUGGUUCUGAGAUGCCGAGCAAACGCAGAAAUCACUCUGGAUACCACGACACUGCAUAGGCGGGGCGAGGUCCUGAGCGUCUCUGAUGAAAGUUCCGACUUCCGCAUCGAGCAAGCGAGUCUCAAAGAUAACGGAGACUAUCGCUGUUCCGGAUUUAAGAAUGGCUGCUGUUCCUACUCUUCCAACACGAUCAACAUCGAAGUCCAAGAGCUGUUUCCACGUCCCGUGCUGACAGCCAGCCUCUCACCAACCGUCUCUGGGAAGUCAGUGACCCUGACCUGCAAGACCCAGCUCCCUCCGCUGAGGUCGGACGUCAAACUCUGGUUCCGCUUCUUCAAAGACGACGACAUGCUGCAGUUGGGCUCGGAAAGCUUUCUGAAAAUCCCGACCCUCACCACGAGGAGCAGAGACCCGCCGUAUUACUGGUGCGAGGCCCAGAGAGGGUCUUCCGGCGUCUGCAAACAGAGCCAGAAAUCCCAGCUACGCGUGCAGAUCCCUGUGUCUCGUCCUGUCCUCACCCUCAGCCCCCAUGGGGCCUCGGUUCCUGAAGGACAUACAGUGACGCUUACUUGUAAAGCCGAGAGUGGCUCCUUCCCAAUCUUGUACCAAUUCCUUCGCGAAGAAGUCGUCAUCCAGAAGAUGGAGCCCACUCAGGGCAUGAAGUCCGUCAUGUCUUUGAGGGCAGAGCAUUCUGGAAACUACUACUGCACCGCGGACAACGGCCUGGGUGCCCAACGCAGCCUGCCCGUGUACCUCACUGUGACUGUCCCCGUGUCUCGUCCUGUCCUCACCCUCCGCCCCGGUGGGGCCUUGGUUCCUGAAGGACAUACAGUGACACUUUCCUGUAAAGCCGAGAGAGGUUCGCCUCGCAUCCUGUACAAGUUUUAUCACGAGAAUAUCAGCCUGGGGAGCAGGUCGGUCCUGUCUGCAGGAGGAGUGUCCCUCCGUGUCACCGUGACGGUGCAGGACUCUGGGAACUACUUCUGUACCGCUGACAAUGGCUUCGGGCCCCAGCGCAGUGAGGCCAAGAGCCUCUCUGUCAAAGUCCCAGUGUCCCGCCCCAUCCUCACCAUCAGGAGGCCCAGAUCCCAGGUUGUGGAGGGGGACGUGGUGGAGCUUUACUGUGGGGCCUGGAAGGGCUCUCCCCCCAUCCUGUACCGGUUUUAUCACGAGGACAACGCCCUGGGGAGCAGCAGGGUCUACAGCAGAGGAGGAGCGUCCUUCAAACUCCCCCUGUCAGCAGAACAUUCUGGAAAAUAUGCCUGUGAGGCCGACAAUGGCCUGGGGGCCUGGCGCAGUGAGACGGUGUCACUCGACAUCAAAGUCCCAGCGUCCCGCCCCGUCCUCACCGUCAGGACGCCCAGGGCCCAGGCCGUGGAGGGGGACGUGGUGGAGCUUCGCUGCGAGGCCCAGAGGGGCUCUCCCCCCAUCCUGUACCAGUUUUAUCGCGAGGACAACGCCCUGGGGAGCAGCAGGGUCCACAGCAGAGGAGGAGCGUCCUUCAAACUCCCCCUGUCCGCAGAACAUUCUGGAAACUACUCCUGUGAGGCCGACAAUGGCCUGGGGGCCCGGCGCAGUGAGACGGUGUCACUCAACGUCACAGUCCCAGCGUCCCGCCCCGUCCUCACCGUCAGGACGCCCAGGGCCCAGGCCGUGGAGGGGGACGUGGUGGAGCUUCGCUGCGAGGCCCAGAGGGGCUCUCCCCCCAUCCUGUACCAGUUUUAUCGCGAGGACGUCCCCUUGGAGAGCAGCUCGGCCCCCUCUGGGGGAGGAACGUCUUUCUACCUGUCUCUGACUACAGAACAUUCUGGAAACUACUCCUGCGAGGCCGACAAUGGCCUGGGAGCUCAGCGCAGUGAGGUGGUGCCACUCAGUGUCAUCGUCCCAGCGUCGCACCCCACCCUCACCCUCAGGGCGCCCGGGGCCCAGGCCAAGGUGGGAGACAUGGUGGAGCUUCGCUGCGAGGCCCAGAGGGGCUCUCCCCCCAUCUGGUACCGGUUUUAUCACGAGGACGUCCCCCUGGGGAACAGCUCGGCCCCCUCUGGAGGAGGAGCGUCCCUCAACCUCUCUCUGACUGCAGAACAUUCUGGAAACUACUCUUGCGAGGCCGACAACGGCCUGGGGGCCCGGCGCAGCGAGGCGGUGCCACUCAGCAUGUCAGGGCUGACCGGGAGCAGAAGUGGCCCCAUUGCUACGGGUGUCACCGGGGGGCUGUUCAGCACCCUGGGCUUUGGGGUCGUGGCCCUGCUGUUGUAUUGCCGGCUCCCAAGGAAAGCAGGAGGAAGGCCGACCUCUGACCCCUCCAGGAGCCCUGCAGACUCCGACGUCCGAGAGCCCGUCUACCACAAUGCACCAGCCUGGCUGGACCUGCAGCCAGUAUACAGCAAUGUAAAUCCUAAAGGAGGAGAAGUUGUGUACUCGGAAGUCCGGAGGAUUCCGCAGGGGAGCAAACCUGCAGCGAACUCGGACUCCGUGUUAGGGCUCCUCCGGACCCACCUGCCCUCCCACGGCCAGGCCGCCAGCCACCGGCCUUCCGACCCCCCGGGCUCGUCUGUCAUCUACUCCCAAGUGAAGGUGGCAUGCCCCUCGGCCUACGUGGCUCCUCAAAGCUGAGUCCACACACACGCCCUGCGUCCCAAGCCAUCCUGGGGGCAAGGACAUCGGCAUGGGGUGACUUGAACGGGUCCAGGCCCCGUCCCCUGGCCUCUGCCCUCGGUGUGACCGGAGCACGGGACUACGGGACGCUGCCGUUUCCCAAGUGACAACUCGUGUGCCUCGCGGUCUCUCUGUCUGGUGACGCGUUGCUCCCCCCCGGGGCCAUCCCGUCCCCUGGCUUCCUUAGCGGGCUUCAGCCACGGUCCCUGUUCUGGGUCCCACUCCCACGCACACGCCAGCCACUCCUAGUGGAGCCUGCUCCUGGACUUCGAGGAAGCCACCUGCCCCCUUCCUGUGGACACCCGUCACCUGUAGAGACCUCCACCAUAGACACCUGCUCCCCCUGGACACCCGCCCCCCCCCGGACACCUGCUCCCCUGCAGCUCCUUUCUUCAGUGCUCUUCCGUCUGGUGGGGCUCUACCAAGUGGGGACAGGCGCAGCUGGCUGUGGACCUCCACACCAUGGGGCUGCAUUUCAUGCCCACCAUCUGCCUGGGACGUUAAGGCCAACCCCUGACAGCAGGAGAGCUUCUCCCCCGCAUGCGGGCCCACACCCCUGCCAGUGGGCUCACAUCCCCUUCCCGUGAGCCCUCUGGUGUGGGUGCAGGAAUGCGUCUCACCUGCACAGAGCUCCUGUUGGGAGGCUCGCCCUGAUCCCCAUGAGGAGACCUGCACAUUCCGACAGAGGCACCUCAGAGCAUCGGGGGGACGGAGGAGGCCCGACAGGUGGGAACCUCGACCGGGUUCUGGGUCAAGAAAAAGCCGCAGGAGAAACUUCGGAGGCGGUUAGGGAAAACUGAAUAUGAACUAUAUAUUACUGAUACUAUUGAGUUAAUAAGUUGGCAUUACUUUAAAAAUAUUUGAAAAUAUCUGAAAUGCCUUGAAGUGAUUCAGUAAACAUUUUUUCAUGUGCA
Molecule: messenger RNA, 4144 nt
Organism: Acinonyx jubatus (cheetah)
Lineage: Eukaryota; Metazoa; Chordata; Mammalia; Carnivora; Felidae
Gene: FCRL5
Product: Fc receptor like 5
Exons: 16
Coding region: 111-3188 (1025 amino acids)
Biological process (GO): cell surface receptor signaling pathway
Molecular function (GO): transmembrane signaling receptor activity
Source: RefSeq, a predicted model, not a curated record